CCUGGAGCUCACCUGGUAGACCAGGCUGACCUUGAACUCAGAGAUUCACUUGCCUCUGCCUCUCGAGUGCUCACAUUAAAGGCAAGCACCAGCACUGCCCAGCUCACAAAUCCUUUAAAGCACAGAUUUCCCUCUAUAGCCAGAGAAAUAGAUGAACUAUAACCUUCUGCCUCAUUUCACCAGUAACUCAUUUAUUAAAAAGCGAUGCAAUAGUUAAUUGUUACUUUGACACACCUCAUUUUCUUUCUCUCUCAAAGAAAAAUGAAACGCUAAUAGACUAAUAUACAGCUUCAACUUUUUGGGAAACAUGCAACUUCUAGAACAACUUUGAAAUAUAAUUGGUUUCUUUGUUUUCAUGCAUUAAAAACAAGGAGGAAAGGCUGAAGCCUGCCCAAGCCAGGUGUUUCUUGUUGGCAGCCUGCUCCCUAAUGACUGCGCUCAUAGAGCAGCUGCCUACUAGUCAGCUUUCUAUGGCCCAUUGUUGCCACAUACCCCUCGGUUAAUGCACAUGCUGCCCGGGGCCGACCCAAGAAUGACAUCAACUUGCUUAUCUUAGAAACCUACCAACCUGACGCAGGGUGCUGAGGUUGUCUUGCAUCUGCCUGCCUGACUAAUUGUGAGCUUUCUGGCCUGUGAUUGGCUGUCGUGCCACUCGGUAAUAGGUUAAGCAAAGACACUGCCAUUCCAUCUGUUCAGCCACUCAUUGUUCCUCUUGCCUGCCUGCAAGUCUGCAGCUAAAACUGUGUUGCGCCUGCUGAAGCUGCCACAGAAACCAAUGUCUUUGUAUUUUCCUGCUAACGAAUACGGGGUGCUUUGCAUUCAAGAAUACAGGAAGAGCAGCAAAGUGGAGUCAGGUGCACGGAACAGCUUCAUGGGCUUAAAGGAUCACCUGGGGCAUGACCUUGGCCACCUUUAUAUGGAGAGCACUGACCCACAGGUAAGUGCAGCUGUGCCUUGGCCUAUGGGAGAGAAGCCAACAAUGGAUACAGCAACGGGAGAAAAAGAGGUGUCUGAGGAGAAUGUGAGCUCUGGUGACUCUGAAGAGAGCACGAGUUCUGAGCAUGAGUCAGAACAACGGCGGAGCCUUUCAGCAGAGCCGGGCUUAUUGCCCAAGACUCACAGACAGUUGUGUCGGUCUCCCUGCCUGGAGCCUCACCCACUCAAACACAGUGACAUUUUGCAAGACUUUAAACCAGAAGAGUCCCAGCCUCCAUCCGGGGAAGUGAAGAAACCUCCUGAUGUGGUCCGAGAAUACCAAACAAAGCUGGAGUUUGCACUUAAGUUAGGUUAUUCCGAAGAACAGGUUCAGCUCGUGCUAAACAAGCUUGGUACUGAUGCUUUAAUCAACGAUAUACUGGGAGAACUUGUCAAACUUGGAAAUAAGAGUGAAGCUGACCAGUCAGUCAGUACUGUUAACAGUGUAAUGCGAGAAACCUCAUCCCUGGAAUCUCAGAGGUCUGAAUCUCCAAUGCAAGAGGUUGUGACAGAUGAUGGUGAAAAUCUGAGACCAGUGGUGAUUGAUGGCAGCAACGUGGCAAUGAGCCAUGGAAACAAAGAAGUGUUCUCCUGCCGAGGAAUAAAAUUGGCAGUGGAUUGGUUUUUGGAAAGAGGCCACAAAGAUAUUACAGUUUUUGUUCCUGCUUGGAGAAAAGAGCAAUCUCGCCCCGACGCCCUUAUUACAGAUCAGGAAAUUUUACGGAAGCUGGAGAAGGAGAAAAUCCUGGUAUUCACGCCGUCGCGGCGCGUCCAGGGCAGGCGAGUAGUGUGCUACGACGACCGGUUCAUCGUGAAGCUGGCUUUUGAGUCUGAUGGCGUCAUUGUGUCCAAUGAUAACUACCGAGACUUGGCAAAUGAGAAACCGGAAUGGAAGAAGUUCAUAGACGAGCGGUUAUUGAUGUAUUCCUUUGUCAAUGACAAGUUCAUGCCCCCUGAUGACCCUCUUGGCAGACACGGCCCAAGUCUGGAUAACUUUCUGAGGAAAAAACCCAUUGUCCCUGAGCACAAAAAGCAGCCUUGUCCAUAUGGGAAGAAGUGUACCUACGGACACAAGUGCAAAUACUACCACCCAGAAAGGGGCAGCCAGCCUCAGCGCUCAGUGGCUGAUGAACUUCGUGCCAUGUCUAGAAACACAGCAGCCAAAACUACAAAUGAAGGAGGACUGGUGAAAAGCAACAGUGUUCCUUGCAGCACCAAGGCUGACAGCACCUCGGACGUUAAACGAGGUGCUCCAAAGAGGCAGUCAGACCCAAGCAUAAGGACUCACGUCUACCAAGACGUAGAGGAAAAGCUUCCCACCAAAAACAAAUUGGAAACCAGGUCUGUACCUUCCUUAGUUAGCAUCCCGGCCACUUCUACUGCAAAACCCCAAAGCACUACAUCUUUAAGCAAUGGCCUUCCAUCUGGAGUUCAUUUCCCACCUCAGGAUCAAAGACCACAGGGACAAUACCCUCCAAUGAUGAUGGCAACCAAAAAUCAUGGAACGCCAAUGCCUUAUGAACAGUAUCCAAAAUGUGACUCCCCUGUUGACGUUGGGUAUUAUUCCAUGUUGAAUGCAUAUUCAAAUCUGAGUAUCUCAGGCCCCCGAAGUCCUGAAAGGCGUUUCUCAUUAGACACUGAUUAUAGAGUAAAUUCUGUAGCUUCAGACUGCAGCAGUGAAGGGAGCAUGAGCUGUGGGAGCAGCGACUCCUAUGUGGGGUACAAUGACCGGCCCUAUGUCAGCUCCCCUGACCCGCAGCUGGAAGAGAGUCUGAAGGGUCAGCACAUGCACCCUCAUGGCCGCCUUAAUUCCCAGCCCUUCCUGCAGAAUUUACACGAUCCUCUAACCAGAGUGCAGAGCUACAGUCACGAAGAACCAAAGUUCCAUCACAAGCGUCCUCUCCCUCACUUGGCUAUGCAUCUGCAGCACCCCGCUGUGGGCGCCCGGUCCAGCUGUCCUGGAGAUUACCCCUCUCCUCCAAGUUCAGCACAUGCUAAGGCACCACACCUAGGGAGGUCCUUAGUGGCCACGAGAAUAGACAGCAUUUCUGAUUCUCGCCUCUAUGAUAGCUCUCCUUCAAGACAGAGAAAGCCUUACUCUCGCCAGGAUGGCCUAGGAAGCUGGGACAGACCAAGCUAUGGUGUGGAUGCCUACGGCUAUCGGCAGACUUAUUCCUUACCCGACAAUUCCACACCCCCCUGCUAUGAGUCGAUCACCUUCCAGAGCCUGCCUGAGCAGCAGGAGCCCACCUGGCGAAUCCCGUACUGUGGGAUGCCGCAAGAUCCUCCGAGGUACCAGGACAACCGAGAGAAGAUCUAUGUCAAUUUGUGCAACAUCUUCCCCCCUGACCUUGUGAGGCUCGUCAUGAAGAGGAAUCCUCACAUGACAGAUGCCCAGCAGCUGGCCGCAGCCAUCUUAGUAGAGAAGUCACAGCUGGGUUAUUGAAAAGAUGAUGCAUCUUUGUGGUGUUGAGUAGUUUUUUGUUCAGCUCAGAUGCUGAGGGAGGUUUGCUACAAUAGCACACAUGAUCUCCUUCUCAGCGGGGAGGUUAUAUAGUAUCCAUUUAUGUGAAAUACUGCAUCAUGGAAUCUGUAUGGAACCCCACUUGGUGGACAUAUCACGGGAUUGCUUUACAUUCAAACUUUUUUUUUUUAACCUUUCCUUUUUAAAGCUAUACACUUGGCUGGAAAUUUCUCCAGUUUGAUUUAAUAGAUGUAUCUGUGAUCUUUGAUAUUCCUCUUUGGUGCAUCAGGGGUUUAUAUGCAGCACUUUUUAUCCUUGUUUCCUGUCUUAUUAACUUGGUGUUUGUCUGUCAACUGCAAGCAAUUGCAGUACCUUCAGGAUGUGGAGGUACUGGACUAGACCUAGCAAACUAUUUCCUCAAGCCAAGCUUAACUAGAAUCCUUUACAGCUUCCUAAGUUAUUUUUGUUUGGGGGAAGUGGGCUUCUUUGUGCUAUAAUCCUUAUUUAUAGGAACAAAGAUAUACUACAGCACUGACUUUAUAUUUUAAACAAAAUGCAGGUUAUCAGUUAUGUUAAAAUGGGUAAGAGUAUAUAUUAGAAUGAUUUCCAGUGUGGCACUUUUUAUUAUUUUAUUUUUGUUUGAAUAUUUCCUGUUAAUAAAAUUAGUUACUUUAAAUGGUCAUUUUAAAAGAAAGCAGAUGCAAUCAAUGGGAAAAAUGUUUCCAUUUUCUUUCUUUCU
Molecule: messenger RNA, 4178 nt
Organism: Acomys russatus (golden spiny mouse)
Lineage: Eukaryota; Metazoa; Chordata; Mammalia; Rodentia; Muridae
Gene: Zc3h12c
Product: zinc finger CCCH-type containing 12C
Exons: 6
Coding region: 776-3421 (881 amino acids)
Cellular component (GO): cytoplasmic ribonucleoprotein granule; nucleus
Molecular function (GO): RNA endonuclease activity; metal ion binding; mRNA binding
Source: RefSeq, a predicted model, not a curated record